This is a messenger RNA of Caenorhabditis bovis, 915 nucleotides long. The record is from the annotation of a GenBank genome assembly. NCBI's taxonomy places the organism in Eukaryota, Metazoa, Nematoda, Chromadorea, Rhabditida, Rhabditidae.
AUGAACUUGUUGGAAGUUCAACAGCUUCUCGUCGAGGCCCCACCCGAACAAUUCGCUUAUUUAAUACUUGUCGUUCUCACGCUGACGCUCACCGUUUCCAUUAUCGCGUUGUGGAAAAAGGUACGCCGCUUAUUUUCGUCAACGAAACAUCGAGCGGCACACGAGGCGCCGAAUUUGAACACCGAGCGCGUCACAGAAGCGGCGAGAAACAAAACAUCAAGUCGAGCAUUAUCGCCGAUUGCCGAAAUCGAAAUGGAUCAACAGUUGCAGUCGUUAUCACCGCAAUCGUCGAUGGUUCUCAAUGGUCAGACCGUCGGAUCGUGCACAGAUAAGCUGGAUGAAAUUUCGGAGGUUGUCGAGAACUGCCCACAAAAGGCGUUGUCUCAUCCGCCGCCGGAUUGGAUUGAUGGUCCGCGCGAUGUGUCGGUCCUUCCAAUCAUUGUGCAAUCCACAUUUUGCCCCUAUGUCGAAGAAGCGGAAUACGCGCUCAAGCAGAUGCUGCUCAUAAUUGAGGAUAUCACUAAUGUCGAUGAGCACAUUGAUUCGUUCGUGUUGUGCUUGAAUGCCAUUCAAUGUCGAUUGCCUUCGGUUGAAAUGGACGAGCAAGGCAAUCCGGCUUGGGAUAAAGUCUAUGCGAAGUUGGUGGAAAAAUCGGAAUCGCCAUUCGAAUGCUUGAUAAAUAAAACGGAAAACGGUUUGACGCUGCCGCAAAUCUCCUCCAUCAUCGACACGCUUCCGUUUUUGUUCGAUAACAUAGCGUUGCAUAAGGAAUUGCAUCAUCUAGGCACCAUCUUGAGCUUUGUCUUUUUGAUGAUUCUCCGAAUCGUAGCAGCGAAUUCCAAGAAUGUCGAAGUGGCUCUUGUGGCGGUAGUGGUGCCGAUUGCCAUCCCCCUUCUAGAGUACGGACCAUUUUGA